AAAAACCACGAUAUCCCAAAGAUCUUGAUAUUGGACGUAUUGUGAUUGAAGAAGCUCCAGAAAAAAAGAAGAAAUAUUGAAACGUGACGUUGUUAGGAGAGAUGAAGUGAAGCCAAGACGUGAGGAUAUGAAAACUCCGUAUGAAGCUGAAAAAGUUCCUGGAGUGCAAAUGAGAGAAGAAAUUAUCAAAGUUGGCAAGCUUGAUGUUACUGACUACGAGAAAACCCAAAAGGAUUCAGAAAGAACUUACGUUGAGCGGUUGAGAAAAGACCAGAAGCCCAGAUAUGAUAAGAAAAAGGAAGAAAGAAUUGAUCAUUAUCGUCCGCAAGGCGAAGAAUUUGACAAAGCCUAUACUUACCACUACAAAUCUCGAACGGACGACACUGAAAUCACUCAGAAACGCGUAACUGCUGAGAAGAUUACUGUCAGCAGGGAGGAUAUAACUCAAAUAGAGGAAACAGAAAAACCACGAUAUCCCAAAGAUUUUGAUAUUGGACGUAUUGUGAUUGAAGAAGCUCCAGAAAAAAAAGAAGAAAUAUUGAAACGUGACGUUGUUAGGAGAGAUGAAGUGACGCCAAGACGUGAGGAUAUGAAAACUCCGUAUGAAGCUGAAAAAGUUCCUGGAGUGCAAAUGAGAGAAGAAAUUAUCAAAGUUGGCAAGCUUGAUGUUACUGACUACGAGAAAACCCAAAAGGAUUCAGAAAGAACUUACGUUGAGCGGUUGAGAAAAGACCAGAAGCCCAGAUAUGAUAAGAAAAAGGAAGAAAGAAUUGAUCAUUAUCGUCCGCAAGGCGAAGAAUUUGACAAAGCCUAUACCUACGACUACAAAUCUCGAACAGAUGACACUGAAAUCACUCAGCAACGCGUAACUGCUGAGAAGAUUACUGUCAGCAGAGAAGAUAUAACUCAAAUAGAGGAAACAGAAAAACCACGAUAUCCCAAAGAUCUUGAUAUUGGACGUAUUGUGAUUGAAGAAGCUCCAGAGAAAAAAGAAGAAAUAUUGAAACGUGACGUUGUUAGGAGAGAUGAGGUGAAGCCGAGACAAGAGGAUAUGAAAACUCCGUAUGAAGCUGAAAAAGUUCCUGGAGUGCAAAUGAGAGAAGAAAUUAUCAAAGUUGGCAAGUUCGAUGUUACUGACUACGAGAAAACACAAAAGGAUUUAGAAAGAACUUACGUUGAGCGGUUGAGAAAAGACCAGAAGCCCAGAUAUGAUAAGAAAAAGGAAGAAAGAAUUGAUCAUUAUCGUCCGCAAGGCGAAGAAUUUGACAAAGCCUAUACCUACGACUACAAAUCUCGAACAGAUGAAACUGAAAUCACUCACCAACGCGUAACUGCUGAGAAGAUUACUGUCAGCAGAGAAGAUAGAACUCAAAUAGAGGAAACAGAAAAACCACGAUAUCCCAAAGAUCUUGAUAUUGGACGUAUUGUGAUUGAAGAAGCUCCAGAGGAAAAAGAAGAAAUAUUGAAACGUGACGUUGUUAAGAGAGAUGACGUGAAGCCAAGGCGUGAGGAUAUGAAAACUCCGUAUAAAGCUGAAAAAGUUCCUGGAGUGCAAAUGAGAGAAGAAAUUAUCAAAGUUGGCAAGCUUGAUGUUACUGACUACGAGAAAACCCAAAAGGAUUCAGAAAGAACUUACGUUGAGCGGUUGAGAAAAGACCAGAAGCCCAGAUAUGAUAAGAAAAAGGAAGAAAGAAUUGAUCAUUAUCGUCCGCAAGGCGAAGAAUUUGACAAAGCCUAUACCUACGACUACAAAUCUCGAACAGAUGACACUGAAAUCACUCAGCAACGGGUAACUGCUGAGAAGAUUACUGUCAGCAGAGAAGAUAGAACUCAAAUAGAGGAAACAGAAAAACCACGAUAUCCCAAAGAUCUUGAUAUUGGACGUAUUGUGAUUGAAGAAGCUCCAGAGGAAAAAGAAGAAAUAUUGAAACGUGACGUUGUUACGAGAGAUGAGGUGAAGCCAAGACGUGAGGAUAUGAAAACUCCGUAUGAAGCUGAAAAAGUUCCUGGAGUGCAAAUGAGAGAAGAAAUUAUCAGAGUUGGCAAGCUUGAUGUUACUGAGUACGAGAAAACACAAAAGGAUUCAGAAAGAACUUACGUUGAGCGGUUGAGAAAAGACCAGAAGCCCAGAUAUGAUAAGAAAAAGGAAGAAAGAAUUGAUCAUUAUCGUCCGCAAGGCGAAGAAUUUGACAAAGCCUAUACCUACGACUACAAAUCUCGAACAGAUGACACUGAAAUCACUCAGCAGCAACGCGUAACUGCUGAGAAGAUUACUGUCAGCAGAGAAGAUAUGACUCAAAUAGAGGAAACAGAAAAACCACGAUAUCCUAAAGAUCUUGAUAUUGGACGUAUUGUGAUUGAAGAAGCUCCAGAGGAAAAAGAAGAAAUAUUGAAACGUGACGUUGUUAGGACAGAUGAGGUGAAGCCAAGACGUGAGGAUAUGAAAACUCCGUAUCCAGCUCAAAAAGUUCCUGGAGUGCAAGUUAAAGAAGAGGUUAUCAAAAUUGGCAAGCUUGAUGUCACCGACUACGAAAGAACGAGAAAAGAUGAGAUACAAAUAGUUGAAAGUCCACGAAAGGUAAGAAAAGACUUGAAACCCGGUAAAAGUACCGUUGAAUUAUCUCAAGUGAGUGAUAUAGAUUUUGAAAAGUUGUCAGAGUUUAAGCCUUGUGCGGAUGAAAUUCCUCGUCAACAGGUGACAACCGAAAGAGUUGUUGUAAGUAGAAGGGAUCUUAAACCAUCAGAGAAACCAGAGAAACCUAAGUAUAAGAAAGAUCCGGAAAUUGGACGCAUUGUGAUUGAAGAGAUUCCUGAAAAGAAGAAACUCGAGAACGGGAGAUUGUUCAGAAGGAGCCAGUCGACCCAAAGAAAAUCGACAUGA
Molecule: messenger RNA, 2881 nt
Organism: Dendronephthya gigantea
Lineage: Eukaryota; Metazoa; Cnidaria; Anthozoa; Malacalcyonacea; Nephtheidae
Product: trichohyalin-like
Exons: 7
Coding region: 128-2881 (917 amino acids)
Source: RefSeq, a predicted model, not a curated record